Messenger RNA from Panicum virgatum (switchgrass), 897 nucleotides. RefSeq lists its product as uncharacterized. The coding region runs from base 173 to 553 and encodes 126 amino acids. The transcript has 3 exons. The record is from RefSeq and is a predicted model, not a curated record. Lineage: Eukaryota; Viridiplantae; Streptophyta; Magnoliopsida; Poales; Poaceae.
UUUUUUUUUCUUUGGUCGCCGCCCACGAUCUCCCAUUAAUCCUUCCGUCUGUUUCGCGUUCUGCUUCUCCCGUCGCCGUCGCCGUCCCCGUCCCCGUCCCCGUCCUGCGACCCGCUGUUGCCGCCGCCCGCCCGUCCUGCGACCCGCCGCCGCCGCCCGCCAGUCAGAUCCGAUGACAGGUGCCGCCCGCCGCCAGGCCAGCACUGCGCAUCCUCGCAUUCAAGGCGACCUAGCUUCAGAUCGGGAUGUGGGUGGUGGUUCCUUCGAUUUGGUCACCAGGAUGGAGUGCUCCUUCUUUCGACCCGCUACCUCAUGCGGGAUGGGGCAAGGACGCAACGACGACGGCGACCUGCAGGAGCUCAACUUCCUCACCGUCUCCUCAAGCUUGCGAUUUCUUCAGAGUUUAUCUCCCUCACUUGUGGGUAGUCUGAGGACACAAGGAGCAUAUUCUGUUGCACCUCCUGUCCACGACUUCAGAUGCUCAUGGUGCACGCCCCUUCAGCAGCUCAGUUUCAAGCAUGAGAGGGAUCUUAUUUACAGGUGGGUGUUCUGAUCAAGCUGUGCUGAAGAUCUUUCGCCUCAGAAUAAACUAUGGCGGCAGAUGAUGCCAGAUGAUCAUAACUGCACAUGCCACAUGCAAAAGACCCUCGGAUGCAGUUAUGCAUAUAUGGGGAUUCAAGAUUUUGUACUGAACUUUUACAGUAAAAAAUUUCAAGUGCAACUGUCCAGUAUUGGACUAUAAAAGUAGUUUAAUGUUCAUAAUGUGUAAAAACAUUACUUAAAAACCUACUCGGAUGACUUGUCAAUGUUGUGCAAAUGUUAAGCUGUUUCAGAGCACGUGUGUAAAACCUCAAUAUUUGUAGUUUGGUGACUCUGUUUUUGUUAAACUUUGCUAUC